GCCGCUGCACCUUUCCUAUCCCCCGCAUCAGGGUUGCUCUCAUCGUCUGAAAGAAACCCGCCGUUUCUGAGGGGUUCAGUCUGACGUUCCGUCCAUGAGUGAGAGAUCCAAGUCUAGUGAAAUCGAGGCAGCGGAACAUCGCUUAAUUCUGCGGUUACACGAUGUCCAGGACAUGGUCUCCAGGGUCCUCCAUGAAGCCGAGCAGUCCGGACUUCUUUCAGACUCUCAGCGAGAUGGGAUUUUCCCUACUUACCAUCCUCCUUUCCGAUGUUCUGACAUACGGCAUAGAGGAGACAAAGGAAGAGAAACACGAUACGUCGUUACCGCUGAGUUCUGCCGCAUACAAGAUUUGGCCGAACCCAGUUUGCAUACUUUCCAGACCAAACCAUCGCCGAUUGUCAAAAAGGAAAGAUUAGCAAGCUCUAGCGACACUGACGGUACGGCUCUACGUCACGUCCGAACGCCCUCCUACCCCCAAAAAGAAAUGCCGUCAAACCAGCUCGGCGCCGGACAAGGCCCGCAACCUGCCGAAAAACAACCCGUCGAGAGUUCAGAAUGGCGGUCUUCGGACGACAAAACCCCACAGGAAGUUACCUGCUUCUUAACGGGAGGAGAAGGCGACGAGGAUGAGGACGGGGAUGCGGAUGCGGAAGCAACUGCCGAUCGACGCCUCGCGCCAGAAACAUCCCAACUGGAGAAACGUGAACCCUUCGACCCGGUCUUGUGGUCGUCUAGGAAGAAGUGGACGCAUGUCUUGGUGGUAGCGUUCAUCACCUGCGUCACACCCCUAGCUUCUGCAGUCUAUACCCCCGCGUUGGACCAGGUGAUUGGCGACUUCAAGAUUGAAGACAACCCCACGCUAGCGGACCUGACAGUCUCGGCCUACGUCCUCGGCUUCUCCGCCGGACCGCUGCUCCUCGCGCCGCUGAGCGAGACGUUUGGCAAGAAGCCCGUAUAUCAGGUCUGCAAUGUGGUCCUGCUCGUGUGUAAUUUGGCUUGCAUGGCUGCGCCGUCGGCCGAGUGGCUCAUUGUCUUUCGUUUUUUGGCUGGGUGCGCCGGCGCGAGCCCGAUUACGCAGGGUACCGGGACGGCGACGGAUGUCAUGACCAAGGAGAAGCGUGCGCGCGCCAUGUCGGUUAUGGCGUUUGGGAGUGUUUGUAGUCCUGCGGUUGGGUCAGCCCUCGGGGGCGCGAUUGCCCAGGCUUGGGGAUGGAGAGGGUGCUUUGGCUUCCUUGCUGUGAUGGGCUUGAUCAGCACUCUUCUGACCUAUCAGUUCAUGUGCGAGACAUAUCUCCCGGUACUUCGGCGAAAGCACGCUGUGUUGGUUGGUAUUGAUGACCUCGAGAUGGAACUGAGCGAUGAGAAAGCCGUGGCUCCAAAACAAUCUCUCAGAAAGCUGCUCAGCAAGGCUGCGAUCCGCCCAUUCUCUCUCAUCUUCCAGCCGAGCAUCCUGCCGGCCAUCUUGGUAACAUCGUUCUUCUACGGUCUCCAAGUGUGGCUGUACAUCGACGUUCCGAUGACAUACAAGGCAGUGUACUACUUCAACACCGCAGAAGCAGGCCUAGCAUUCGCGGGCAUGGGCGUUGGCAUGUUCACCGGCCUUCUCAUCUUUGGGUUCCUCACCGACGUCGUCGUGAAGAGGCUGGCGCAUAACGGAGAAAGGCUGCCCGAGCACCGGCUCCCACUUCUCAACCUAGCAGCCAUCCUUGUUGUGGUCGGUCUGAUCAUCUACAACUUGGCUGCGAGGCCCGGGGUAUCCUACCUGGUGCCCCUGCUUGGAAACUACCUUAUUGGCAGUGGAUUGUUUGCCAUCACUGUGAGUUCCCAUAUCUUACUCCCAGUACUCUCCGUAGAGAGUCAGAUAUUGGACCGGAGACCGAGCAUCGGGGGCACGGAAACCGAGGCCACAUGCGAGGAGACCCAAACGACGACUGACUUGAGACUCGUUGUAGAUGACUUCGGCUGUGUACAUCAUCGACCUGUCACCGCAGCACGCUGUUGCGUCGAGCGCGUCGCUUGCACUUUUACGAUACCCCUCUGGAGCGUUGUUUCCCCUUUUAGAGCAUGCUUUUGAAUCUCUCACCAGCAACAGUAGCGCCAAGUGGCUCAUCACGGCGGCAUCUAUCUCUACCAUCCCACUUGUGGUUUGGCUCCAGUACAACUGCGAGCGCUUCCGUGCGAGACUCCGGGAUUCGUUGUGAGAAGCGGUGUAUCACUGAUACUUGUUGAGUCUGUACCAUUUGACAAAUGAUACCCUUGCCCAAGUUUUUCGUGUUUAGAAGUCUGGAUAGACAGAUGUUUUGUUUGAUAGAAGAUUCUUGUAAAAGAUAGACGUGCAUUUAGACUUGGUUAGACUUUGAGAUUCGAAACAUACUUUAUGGAUGUUGGAAAUACAGGAAGGUAGAUAAGAAAGCAAAUGCGCAGAAAUGAACAAAUCGCAUUCCACUUUCACGGACCAAAGAUCAACGAUGAAGGGAUGUUGAGAGUCAGGUCAGGUAGUUGGAAGGUUACUU
This is a messenger RNA of Colletotrichum godetiae, 2513 nucleotides long. Its product is annotated as major facilitator superfamily domain-containing protein. Gene Ontology annotation, molecular function: transmembrane transporter activity. Gene Ontology annotation, biological process: transmembrane transport. The record is from RefSeq and is a predicted model, not a curated record. Bases 95 to 2074 code for a protein of 659 amino acids. The transcript is spliced from 5 exons. Gene Ontology annotation, cellular component: plasma membrane. NCBI's taxonomy places the organism in Eukaryota, Fungi, Ascomycota, Sordariomycetes, Glomerellales, Glomerellaceae.